Molecule: messenger RNA, 4302 nt
Organism: Myxocyprinus asiaticus (Chinese sucker)
Lineage: Eukaryota; Metazoa; Chordata; Actinopteri; Cypriniformes; Catostomidae
Product: oxidation resistance protein 1-like
Exons: 15
Coding region: 426-2405 (659 amino acids)
Biological process (GO): response to oxidative stress; regulation of transcription by RNA polymerase II
Cellular component (GO): nucleus
Source: RefSeq, a predicted model, not a curated record
AUAUAUUGCUUUGCCGCUAUGCAGUGCAACACAAAAAGGCAUACAACUGAAAAAUAUAUAGAUAUAUUUAAAAUAAGAACGCGUUUUCAUCCUGGAAAGACAUUUGGACGUACUUUGAAAUUUCAGAGAAAGCGCUUCAGACUUCAUUGUGCUUCAUUGUGCGGUCUUAUGCUCUUAUCUAGAUUGGUGAAAGAUUAACUGCAGUGGCAUCAAAAUACAUGACAGCGCAUCAUCCGGAGCGUUCAGAGCAGCUGCUUAUAUGGGACUUUUAAAGACUGAGGUAUUCUGUAAAGUGCAGAGAAUGCUGAUGAGAAUGGUGAGAAGGAAAAGGAGGAGGGGAAUUGUCACAUCACUGGUUUCUGCAUAGGAAGGGUGAAAAAUCUCUGACCGACCAGUUGUCUACUCAAUCUCAAUAGUGAGACCUCAUGGACCACAGAGCUCAAAGAGACAAGAGCAGGGCCAGCUACUUCGGAAAUGUUAAGAACAGACUGGGUUCAAAGUUGCCAGCUGGGAUUACGCAGCCCCCAUGCUUCAUUACUGCUCCUUGUUCAGUCGGAGCUCAGGGUGCACUGGGAAAGAGUGCCAGACAGGAGUGUGUCAAAGGACAUCACCAAAUUCGAAACCCUAAACUAAGACAGUACUAUCUAAAGGAGGCAGUGUACCCAACUGAAGUUCCAAUGAAGACUUUGGAGUCACGCAGAAACAAUGGACAUUGGAUACCAAAGAACAAGGCCUCAUCAUCAACAGAAAUGGCCUCUGAGGCAGGCCCAGGACAAGAGCACAGCCUUGAUCCUACUGCGGGAACUGCGACUCUUGUGUCCCUUUCAACAGACGCGGAGUAUGACAAGCUGAUGGAUGUGGAGGCGGUGCCUUUACCUGAUGGAAAAGUGUGUUUAUUGGCUCUCCCAUAUGAAUGUUCUCAGGGGGAGGGGCCAGCAGGCAUGACUUGCCUAAAACUGUUUUCACAUUUCAUUACAGAUAGAAAGGGUGUGGUCUUUGGGAUAUUGCUGGUGACGUCCAAUAAGAUCUUCUUUGACCCUCAGAAGUGCCAACCACUUGUGCAGGAGAAUGGCUGUGAGGAGUAUGUGUUCUCCUGCUCUGUGGACGAUCUCACAUCAGUAUCCUUCUACAAGGACAUCACUCACGUUCACUUCAACAAGAACUCACACAGAUUUAUCAGUUGUAAGCCAUCAGAGAGCAAAAUGCACAGCCAGAGCCAAAAGCAAACCAAGUGCAGCUCCGAUCAGUCAGCGACAGACACAGUUCCUGCUCCUGAGUCCUGUGUUUCCCAUGAUCUGCCAGCGGCUCUUGGUGCGAUUGCUGAGAAAGGUGAAGAGCCUGGUGACAUGGCUGAGGCUGAGACACAGCUUACUUUGGAGUCUGGAGGAAUGCUAACUGCAGCUGCGGCCACCUUCUGUUAUGGAGGACCAGACAGUGUUCACAGAGGGAACACUGAAUAUGAACACAUGGACAGAGCUGAACUCCAGUCAUGUUUGGAUAGACAGUUGUUAGGCCUUGGUACUACUACAUUAAGUAGUGGUACAACCGGAUCUCUGAUGUUUGUGAAAAUUCGCCAGAAACAGCAGCAUGCGAACAGAUGGUCUUUCACUAAACUAAAAAGCUCUUCUAGAGACGCCUGGUUCACCAUGCUGCAAGACAGUUCAGACAAGCUGUAUGCUUACCUGAGCCAGCAUCGGCCAGACCUGUGCAUUCUGGAGAGCGGUGAGGAGGAUGAAGCAGAGAGGGAUGAAGAGGAUUUUGUGCUCCUGGAUGAGAAGGAGCAGGAAGAAGAGGAGGGGUCUCUAAGAGAAGGCCAGGCUGGGGAGGAUUGGGAGAUUGUGUCAGUGGAGGAGAGUAGGCCGAGAGCUUCUGUCUCCAUUGAACCAGAUGGUCUGAAUCACAUACUGAACCAGAGUGUCAUACUGGAUGCCCAACAAGUCAGAGAGAUCUCUCGAGAGCUGCCUCCACGGACGAUCGGACACACGUGGCAGCUGUCGUACAGCACAGACAAACAUGGGGCCAGUCUCAAGACUCUCUACAGGAAACUCCGCACCACAGAGUCACCUGUGCUGAUUCUCAUUAAGGAUCAUAACCAACAGGUUUUUGGGAGCUUACUCUCACAUCCGCUGCAUCCUAGUGACGCCUUUUACGGCACUGGAGAGACCUUCUUGUUUCUGUCUUACCCUCGCUUUAAGUGCUUUCACUGGACUGGAGAGAACUCUUUCUUCAUCAAAGGAGACUUGGACUCUUUUGCCAUUGGAGGAGGAAGUGGUCACUUUGGGCUGUGGGUGGACGAGAGGUUGUAUUUUGGCAGAAGCAGUCCAUGUUUCACCUUUAAUAACUGCAGCCUGUCCGAGACCAGUGACUUCACGAUUCUGGAGUUGGAGGCCUGGACAUUCGGAUGACACAUCAAAUGCUGUAAAUAAUCCAAAAACAUCAUGAUUUAGUUGACAAUAUGGCCAUUGAGAUUGAAGGGAAAGAAACUUACACUUUAUGUGUGAACAGUGAAUAUUCUGCCUGAAGGUUUGUAAAGGGAAGAGUUUUAUGUAGAUGGAUGGAAGCUCAAUGUACUUAUCUUACCACCAUGAUAAAGAAAACCUUCUGUUUGUCUUGUGAUUAAGAUGCAGCUGAGUCGAGUCCUGUGGAUCAGCCCACAUAUUCAGAAUGAAUGCACUUGCCUUCCCCAUACAAGAAAUUAUGCUAUUUUGUGCUAAAUUCUGUGACUGUGUGGGAGACAAGCUGUCCAAAUGACAGAAGAUUAUGUUAACUCUUCUGAGUGGCACAUGUGUUUAUGCUAGUAAGGUUGACUGUGGCACCUAAGUGCCAUCUGGUGGUACACAUCAUUACUGCAGCUCUGGUUACAGUGUGAAUAUUUAAGUAAUGAGGAACCUUUCCUAUCCAUGUUAAUUGCCUGUAAGUAGGCAUGUCCUGGUACCGAUACUGGUAUUGGUAUCGGGUCUGAUUCCGUGCUCAUGUACUGGUACUCCUACUCGUACUCAUAAAAAUGCUCAGACAUUCAGCCCACAAAUUAAAAUCAUGUUAUGUCCUAGUUAGAUUUAACUGCAAAAGCUGCGAUUUAAUGAGAUAAAUAUAGUUUGCGUGUAAUUCAAAUGUGAGUGCUUGUGAAUUUGUGGAGACAGUGUUGUGCUGACGCCAGCUGCUCAUAUAUUUUCAAGCUCCUCCUUGGCUUAUACUGGGAAAACACUGUCAUGAGCAUCACUUUGUUUGUAGCAGAUGACAGCAAACAUUGCGCAAAUUCACUUUGUAGCGUGAGGCACAUGCAGAGUACAUACUUAUUUAAUUAAACAGCCUUUUAUGGUUUAAUAAUCACUUUUAGUCACAUAGCGACCAGGUUAACCAGAGUAGGAAGCUGCCAUCAUAACAUCAGUGCUCUUCAAGGAGCUCUAAAAUACCCGAGCUUCUUGGUCAAAACAACACAGAAGCUCCGUCAAAAUAAAGCGAAAUUUAUAGGGAAAAAAGUAUGACAGCUGAAAUAUAUGUAAUAUUCACUGUAAUACUACUAAUAAUAAUAAAUCAGUAGUAAUUGUAUUAUACUUAAGCAGUAUCUAACAUCUGUGAUGCUCUGUUAUGCAGCACUUUAUUUGACAAAAUAUAACUCCAAUGUUGUAUUUUGGAUUGUGCUUUGAGGUCCUGUAUAUAAGCACUUCAUUUGAAAAAAAUAAUAAUAAUACAAUAUUAUGUUGGAAAUUAAUGGUUAUAUUUUCAUUUGAUUAAAGUUUUUUUGAUGAUAAAAUACCAAAAAUGAGUACCAAAGUAGAGUACCAAGUAUUAAGUAUCGGUACUCAUAAUCGUUCUCAAAAAAAUGGUAUCGGGACAUCCCUACCUAUAAGUGCAGGAUCAACUAUAUUAAGUGUCAUAAACAUUGGUAGUUGCAUUAGUUUAUAACCACAGCUGCACUUUUACACAUGGAAAAAGUUUCUCAUCACUCAAAACCAAACCAAGACAAAAAUUAAAUGACUAACCACACAUAAACCUCUUAGAGUUGCAUGCUGAUGUCAGAGAGACUUAUUUGAUUUUUUUUUUUUUCUUAGACAUCCACAUAGUCUUAAGUACGCUUGUGGAUGGUAUCUAACCUGUAGGUAUGCCUUUUACUGUAAAUAACUAUUAUAUUAGUGAUAACAUCAGUUCAAAUUGAUCUGUAUAGCACAUUCUCAUUAAAACUAAUUAAAAUUAUACAGUCAUACAAGAGUAAUGCAAUAUUUAUGCAUGUGAAAAUGAUGUCACUGUCAAAUCUACAAGUGUUCUUUAACUCUUAAUAAAAUAUCUGAUCAAUAAAAGUAA